GAUGAAAAACAAAAAACAAGAACAUAUAUUUUUAUUUGACUUCCCUGUUUAUGCAGCCCGACCGACUUUCCAACCCCCUAUCAGAGCUCGUCCUCGUUGCCCUCAACGGAUCACAUUCCUCAUUACACGAAGAACAAAUACCUCGCCCGGUAUAACGCCCUUUUGUUUUCCCCCUGUCCUCUUCGCGAUAGUCAGCACUACACACACACACGCACCUCUGGAGAACAGUGAAACCUGUAACUUUUCAACUGUUUCUUUUCCUGUAAGCUUACUCUAGCGUUUUGAUUGCCACUCAUCAGUGCAACGCACAAUCGCUACUAUUGUUGGUAUUCCUCUUCUAUCUCCGUGUCUUCUUCUUCUCCAAACACCAAAAAGGAACUUCCUGUCUGCCCAUCAACCCGAUGCGGUCUCUUCGACUCGGGGCCGUGUACGGCGGCAACUCGCUGCUGCAGCGGCCUGUCAGCUCUGCUGUCUCGCCCUCCCCGGCUAUCAUUCCGGAGUGCCGUUUCGUAGCUUCUCCCGCGCCCUCCGCUCCCGGCGCCUUCACUCGCGCAAAACCCACGACAGUGGCCCUGGCCAUAACGUGGGGUCGGCGCUGGUACGCAACGGCAGCAGCAAAGCCUGCGUCUACCCCAGCAGCUGCCACUCCAGCGGCAACAACGUUUUCCCGCCUCUCCACGGCGGCGGAGGCGGCGGCGGAGCUUCAGCGUUGGGUGGGCUCCGUUUCUGACAUUGGCACCGCCACCACCACCUCUGAUGGUACCCCUCCGCUGGUUCUUUCAGGUAAGUCGCUCGUCCUGUGUGUGACUGCUCUGCAGCUGCGUGAGGCAGAGCACACGAUCCAGCUGAGAAGCAGUCGCACCAUCAACGGCAGUAGCAACAGCGAUGCGAAGAGUGGCAGCGGAGCCGCAGCACCGCCGUCGCUUGUCCAGCAGUACCUGACAGCGCUGGCGCGCCACGUGUACGUGCACUGCAACGCCGGCGGCAAACCACACGCGGCCUGGCAGAUUUUCGCAGACGUGGAGAAGAACGCUCUUUGCGCUGACGUCCUCUACACCGCAUUACACUUCCUGCAGCACCACGCCUUCGACGGUGCGCCGCAGCCGGCGAGUGCACGCCACAGCGAAGGCGAACAACAAACUCCCGCGGACUACGACGCCAAGUGCGCCGCGCGUGAUUUGGAAGUGACGUUUGAGGCGGUCGAGGUGCUGCUCGCGGGGUGGCAAAUCGCGGAGGUCCACCGCGUGGCCGCCGCCGCCGCGGCCGUCGGAUCGCCGUCGACGACCGCCGCAAUGGUCCCGGCGGCGGAGGCGGCAGCGUUUUACAUCGGCGCCGUCGUGCACCUCGCCCACGCCCCGCUAGGUUGCGGUGCGACUCCGCCGGCAGCAACCACCACCACCACAGGAACAGCCACAACUCGCCCCUCUCCCUUCCUCACCCUGCCACCGGCGAAGCAGCAGUACUGGCAGCAAGCCGCCCAGCAGCUCACCACGGUGCUGUACCUCGCGCUGCUCGUCACCAACACAAGCACGACGGACGCGCUGCUCGUCAAUCAGGCUUUUCGCGGUGCGGUGCGGGCGGCGUACGACGUCCCCACAACUCGCUUUGGUGUCGUGCGGUCGAUGCAUUAUAUGGUGACGGUCGCAGUCCCGUACGUGGCGCGCAGCAUGUCGACGAUCCUCGACGUCGUGCGUGCGCAGCAGACGGAGGCGGCGAGGGCGGCGGCAGCAGCUGUCAAGGCGACGCAGCAGCAGCGAACGUUGGCGGAUACGUCGAAGAGAGCGAUGCCCACGUUUGCGCAGAAGGGUAGGGGAGGCGAAGGACAGAGAGAGGCUGCAGCAGGUGGUGGGGGUACGGGGAGAUCGUCGGAUCGGAUGAACAAACUUACUUUAGUGAUUGUCUGCGUCGCUGCGGUGGUGUAUAUGGCGUCGUCGAACACAGAGCUGUUGUGGUGGUCCGCCGGCGACACAAGCCCGAGUGCGGACAAGGAAGAACAGCAGGCGAGUGAGCUCCACCAAACCUACCAGAAGCUCUCCGCCAUGGCUACCUCGGCCACAGCGCCGCAGAUCGUGCCGGGCGAGGAGCCGGAGUCGCUUGUGAAUGCCCUGCAGAGGAAGUGA
Leptomonas pyrrhocoris is the source of this 2120-nucleotide messenger RNA. RefSeq lists its product as hypothetical. The record is from RefSeq and is a predicted model, not a curated record. Lineage: Eukaryota; Euglenozoa; Kinetoplastea; Trypanosomatida; Trypanosomatidae. The coding region runs from base 402 to 2120 and encodes 572 amino acids. The transcript has a single exon.